GCUCUCCAGCCUCCGAAAGCCACGCGCGAACCCUCGCUCGGAGUCUCAGGGCGGGGCGAAAUUUGGGGUGGGCGUGUCCUCCCCAAACUAGCCCCUCCUCCUCUCGCCGCUUUCGGUCCUGGAGCGCCGCUAGGCUGCCAGAGGGAAAGGCGAGCCACCUGCUUCGCAACACUCGCCAGCGCCGCCGCCGCCGCCGCCGCCUCCAGUGCCGACGAACGGUUUUUGGGGGGCUCUCCUUCCUCGGAGCUCCUAGCGCCGCCAUUCCUGGCUUCCCAACUUCUUCUUCCUCCUUUGGCUUGGAAAGUUACAGAAAAAAGAGAGAGGGAGAGAGAGGAGAGAAACCCAGCCCAGAAGGGUCCUCCCUGGCUCCCCUCAGGAAAGGAGAGCAGAACGGAGGGGAAAGAAGCAGGCAGCCCUUCACUCUCGGAAAGGGAAGGAAAAGGUGGCCUCUCUCUCGCAUACGACACGCAAGGAAGAAGGCAAAGGGAGGCACGAUGGGGACCUCCUCAGCCGCCGCCGCCGCCGCCUCCUCUUCCUCAGCCUCCAGUGCUUCUGGACGUGGCAAGCUGCGCCCUCCGACGCUGGGGCUCCCGCUCCUGGGGCUCUUCUCGGCCCUUUGCUUCAGGCCAGGACUUGGAUUAUACACAGUAAACACAGUAUAUGGAGAUACAAUUAUUUUGCCUUGCCAUUUAGAAGUUCCUGAUGAACUUAUGUUUGGGAAAUGGAAAUAUGAAAUUGCAAACAAGCCUUCAGUGUUUAUUGCCUUCAGAUCUGCUACCAAAAAAAAUAUACAAUAUGAUGAUGUACCAGAAUACAAAGACCGAUUAAGUCUCUCUGAAAAUUACACCCUUUCAAUUAAUAAUGCAAGAAUUGGUGAUGAGAAGAAAUUUGUAUGUAUGCUUGUAACAGAGGACAAUGUCUUUGAACAGGCUACAAUCGUCAAGGUGUUCAAACAGCCAUCACGGCCUGAAAUUAUAAGUCAAGCAGAGUAUCUAGAGACCGAACAGUUAAAAAUGCUCGGACAAUGUAUUGCAAAAGAUGGUUAUCCAGAGGGAAACCUAACAUGGUUCAAGAAUGAAAUUGUUUUGCAGCCCGUUGAAGGAACUGUAGUCAUCCACGAACAAACUAAUAUAGAUCAAGCAAGUGGACUAUACACUGUAAUAUCUUCACUAGAAUAUAAGCCAACAAAGGACGAUACUGAUGCACAGUUCACCUGUACAGUGACAUACUUUGCGCCAACAGGACAAGAAACAAUACGAUCAGAGUCAGCAGUCUUUGACAUUCACUAUCCUACAGAGAAGGUUAAAAUUCAAGUGCUUUCACAAAGGAAUAGCAUUAAAGAAGGUGAUAACAUUACCCUGAAAUGUUCAGGAAAUGGUAAUCCUCCACCUCAGGAGUUUUUGUUUUACAUUCCUGGAGAACCAGAACCUAUAAGAAGUUCAAGUUUGUAUGCAUUAAUAGAUGUAAGAAGAAAUGCAACAGGAGAAUACAGAUGUUCACUGAUUGAUGAAAGUUUGAUGGACUCCACUAUAAUUACAAUACAUUGUAAAGGUGUGUUAUCCAGGUCUCCAAUGUCAGUAAUGAGCAAAGACACAGGAGAGAGCAAUGAUUCACUAAUUGACAAUACCAGAAUGCGCUCAAGUCCGUCUUUUUCAAGUUUACAGUACCAAGAUGCUGGAAAUUAUAUCUGUGAAACUACUUUGCAGGAAGUUGAAGGAUUAAGGAAAAGGCAAAUACUUACACUGAUAGUACAAGGAAAACCUCAGAUCAAAAUGUCAAAGAAAACCAGCACAGAUGGAUCAUAUAAAACUAUAGCAUGUCAUGUGGAGGGAUUUCCGAAACCAGCAGUGCAAUGGUCUAGCAGUGGAGGUGUCAUAAACAAAACAGAGGAAACUAAAUAUGUCAAUGGAAAGUUCGUUAGUAAAAUCAAAAUUGCACCCGAGGAAAAUGUUACAUUAACAUGUAUUGCAGAAAAUCAGCUGGAAAGAACUGUACAUUCUUUGAAUGUAUCUGCUAUAAGUAUUCCAGAAUCUGAUGAACCAGAAGAAAAAAGUAAUGAUAAUAGGGAAAACGUUAAUGACCAGGCAAAGCUAAUAGUGGGAAUCGUGGUUGGUCUCCUUCUAGCAGCUCUGGUAGCUGGUGUUGCUUACUGGAUAUAUGUGAAGAAAUCAAAGGAUGUCAACGGAGAAUCUGAGAAGGAGGCAGCACAGAACAUUCAAACCCUCCCGAGGUCAGCCUCAAAACACGUAGAUAAAGACCUUGGGAAUAUAGAAGAAAAUAAAAAGUUAGAAGAAAACAAUCACAAAUCUGAAGCUUGAGAGGGAGAACAAGUCAGUCAUCAUUCAAGAGAAUAAAGAUAGACCAACUGAAGCAUGAACAUGGAUUGUAUUUAAGAUAUAUAUGAAGACCUGACGGCUAUUCAUGGUUCAAGUAUUUACGCAGACCAUUCUAUCAAGUUUUCAACCGAAUUUACAGUUAUCUCAAGCUUACAAAAAUAUCAGCAAAACUAAUUUUGGCAGCAGCCAUGAUGAUAGGUCACAAGUUUGUGUUCCGUUUUGAAUAUAUAUUUUUUUUGUAAAUGUCUGCACUGAAGAUUUCUUUUGGUUUGCCUUUAUGUAAAUUUUUUACGUAGCUAUUUUUAUACACUGUAAGGCUUUGUUCUGGGAGUCGCUGGUAAUCUGAUGUAUAGUGUAAUGUUUUAAUUUCCAUUUUUUUUCUGUACCCUUUCCAGAGAUACAUUUCUAUUUCUGAUUGCUAUCAGUAAAGCUCCUACUUUGCACAGCAAGUAUUUAAUUUAUAAGAUUGCCUUAUUGGAAAAUGUUUUUCAAGCACCACUAAAAGGGGGAGGAAUGCAUCUGUUAAAAGGAAGGGGCAAACUAAGUAGUACAUAAAUAAUGGUAAACCUGAUCACCUAUAAAGGACCUGUAUAUAAUUGCCAGAAGUAGAAUCAGGUAUUAAGCGAGAUUCAUGUUGUUAUGUAUGCAGAUGUCUACUAAUAAGUCUUUUUUAGACAGGAAAAUCUUUUUAUUGAUAGCAUUCUGGAAAACUAAUUGUUCUUACAAUUCCAUGAUAUAUAGCGUGAAUGACUGGAAUUAAAAAUUAGUUCUGAAAUAUUUUUGUUAUCCACUGCCUUAAAAAUUAUCUUUCUUUUUACUUUCAAAAAAAUCAGAAUUGGAAGUUUGUGUAUUUUUUUUUAAAGUGAUCAUAUCAAGCUGCAUUUUUCCACAAAAUAGAAUAUAUAUUUUUGUGUGUGUGCGUUUUUGUUAACUACACUACAAAUAUUGCACCUUGAGAUAAUUUUAGUGUUUUUAACUGGUACAUAAUUUAUCAAAAAGUACAUGAAAGUGUAUCAAUGAAAUAAAAUCUUAUGUAUCUUUAGUUACAUUCAAGAUUGUAACUUUAUAAACCUGUUUUAUGCUUGAGAAUUUUUUAGAAGGUUAGCAUAAAAAGAAACGUUUGGAUAGAUCAGGGCAAAUAGACAGCAGUAUUUAGCAAUGUUUUCUCUUUUAGCAGAAGAUUAGCAUCAGAGAGAAUGUAAUAGAUAAUUUUGAUAACGGCAGGAAGAUGUUAUUAGAAUAAGCAUCAGGUUUCUGUUUACAGAUUUACGAGCCAGGAAAACAGGAAGAUCCUGAGGAGAAGGUUAAGUAGAAGGCAAAUGGAGAUGGAAGUUAGGAAAUGUAUUUUGCCAGGGGAGAAAAAACACUGUUGUAAAUUUGUAAAAUGUUAAAUGUCUGGGCAGUAGUGACUGAUGUCUUAAAUAAAAGCUUCCUGUAGUGUAUUGGCAUGGAUUAAAUAAAUGACAUGUCCUAUAAAUUCAA
Sceloporus undulatus (fence lizard) is the source of this 3818-nucleotide messenger RNA. RefSeq names its product CD166 antigen-like. Gene Ontology annotation, biological process: cell adhesion. The coding region runs from base 495 to 2318 and encodes 607 amino acids. Gene Ontology annotation, cellular component: plasma membrane. The transcript has 17 exons. NCBI's taxonomy places the organism in Eukaryota, Metazoa, Chordata, Lepidosauria, Squamata, Phrynosomatidae. The record is from RefSeq and is a predicted model, not a curated record.